Dipodomys ordii (Ord's kangaroo rat) is the source of this 2517-nucleotide messenger RNA. It is a transcript of the gene Cpt1c, whose product is annotated as carnitine palmitoyltransferase 1C. Gene Ontology annotation, molecular function: carnitine O-palmitoyltransferase activity. Gene Ontology annotation, cellular component: mitochondrion. The coding region runs from base 152 to 2431 and encodes 759 amino acids. The transcript has 19 exons. The record is from RefSeq and is a predicted model, not a curated record. NCBI's taxonomy places the organism in Eukaryota, Metazoa, Chordata, Mammalia, Rodentia, Heteromyidae. Gene Ontology annotation, biological process: carnitine metabolic process; fatty acid metabolic process.
GGGGACUGGAAUACCGGGCUAGGCUCCUACAAAACGGGAACCCGGGUUCCCGGGCAGGCCGAGCGAUGCUGGAGAGGUUCCCGGGUAACGUCUCUCCUCCAGCCUUGGGUCUCCAUCCAGGACCCUAAAGACCCGGCAGGGCUGGGGCGCCAUGGCGGAAGCGCGCCAGGCUGCCGACUUCCCACCAUGGCUGCCAUCAGACGGAGCACAGGCCAGGCUGGGCUGCUCCAUGCUGCAGGAGAUCUACCUGUGCAGCCUGCGAUCUUGGAGAAGGAACCUGGGGCGAUUCUGGGUGCGAAGCACUGCUGGCUGGGGUGGGCAGCACCAUUACCUCCGGGGGGUCGUGGCAGCUGCUGUAUUUGCCUCUUGUUUGUGGGGUGCCCUGAUCUUCACCCUGCACGUGGCCCUGAGGCUGCUCCUGUCCUACCACGGCUGGCUUCUCGAAUCUCACGGGACCAUGUCCUCGCCUACCAAGACCUGGCUGGCCCUGGUCCGCAUCUUCUCUGGCCGCCACCCAAUGCUCUUCAGUUACCAGCGCUCCCUGCCGCGCCAGCCAGUGCCCUCGGUGCAGGACACCGUGUGCAAGUACCUGGAGUCAGUCCGCCCCGUCCUCUCCGAUGAGGACUUUGACUGGACUGCGGGGAUGGCGCAGGAGUUCUUGAAGCUGCAGGCAUCGCUGCUGCAGUGGUACCUGUGGCUCAAGUCCUGGUGGGCGUCCAAUUAUGUCACCGACUGGUGGGAAGAAUUUGUGUAUCUGCGGUCUCGCAACUCGCUGAUGGUGAACAGCAAUUACUAUUUAAUGGACUUCCUGUAUGUCACACCCACGCCGCUGCAGGCAGCUCGGGCGGGGAACGCUGUCCAUGCCCUUCUCCUGUACCGCCAUCGGUUGACCCGCCAGGAGAUCCCACCGACUAUGCUUAUGGGGAUGCGUCCUUUGUGCUCUGCCCAAUAUGAGAAGAUAUUCAACACUACCCGGGUGCCAGGGUUGGAAAAAGACUCCCUCUGCCACCUCCCGGACAGCCGCCAUGUGGCCGUUUUCCAUCGGGGCCGAUUCUUCCGCGUGGGGACCCAUUCCCCCAAUGGCUUGCUGUCCCCACGGGCUCUGGAGCAGCAAUUCCAGCGCAUCCUGGAUGACCCCUCGCCGGCCUAUCCCCACGAGGAGCACCUGGCGGCCCUCACAGCUGCUCCCAGGGGUAUGUGGGCCCAGGUGCGGGAGUUGGUGAAGGCCCGGGCUGCUGCUGCUUUGGAGGCUGUGGAAGGAGCCGCUUUCUUUGUGUCUCUGGAUUCGGAGCCUGGAGGCCUCACAAGGGAGGAUCCGGCUGUCUCCCUUGAUGCCUAUGCCCACAGGCUGCUGGCCGGCCAUGGUCAUGACCGCUGGUAUGACAAGUCCUUCACCCUUAUUGUCUUCUCCAACGGGAAGCUGGGCCUCAGCAUGGAGCACUCGUGGGCCGACUGCCCCAUCUCAGGACAUAUGUGGGAGUUCACCCUGGCCACAGAAUGCUUUCAUCUGGGCUAUUCGGCAGAUGGCCACUGCAAGGGACAGCCUGAUCCUACGCUGCCCUGGCCUGAGCGGCUACAGUGGGACCUCCCAAACCAGGUUUAUCCCUCCAUCUCUCUAGCCCUGAGGGGAGCCAAGACCUUAGCUGGAAACAUCGACUGCCAUGUCUUCCCCUUCUCCCACUUUGGCAAGAGCUUCAUCAAACACUGCCACUUCUCUUCAGACAGCUUCAUCCAGGUGGCCCUGCAGCUGGCCUACUUCCGGGACAGGGGUCACUUCUGCCUGACUUAUGAGUCAGCCAUGACUCGCUUGUUCCUGGAAGGCCGGACAGAGACAGUGAGGUCUUGCACCAAGGAAGCAUGCAACUUCGUGAAAGCGAUGGAGGACAAAGAGAAGACGGCCUCCCAGUGCCUCACCUUGUUCCGCAUGGCAGUGGAUAAACACCAGACUCUGCUCAAGGCAGCCAUGACCGGGCAGGGGAUUGACCGGCACCUCUUUGCGCUCUACAUUGUCUCCCAGUUCCUCCAUCUGCAGUCGCCCUUCCUCGCCCAGGUUCACUCGGAGCAGUGGAAGCUGUCCACCAGCCAGAUCCCCGUUCAGCAGGCUCACCUGUUUGAUGUCCACAAUUACCCAGAUUAUGUUUCCUCGGGUGGCGGAUUCGGGCCUGCGGAUGACGAUGGCUACGGGGUUUCCUAUAUCUUCAUGGGGGACGACACGGUGACCUUCCACAUCGCCAGUAAGAAGUCAAGCACUAAGACAGACUCACACCGGCUGGGCCAGCACAUUGAAGACGCUCUUCUGGAUGUGGCUGCCCUAUUCCAAGCAAGGCAGCAUCUUAAGCACAGAUUCGGAAGGGCUGGAGAGGAGUGCUUGAGGUACAGACAGGGAUUUCCCUCCAGAAAGACUGCUCCUACAGCAUCCACUGACCUCUGACCCGUGCAGGUUCCUACAGCUGGGCUGGCACAGGCUGGGGCAGCCCAUGUUGGUGGUCCCAUAUCUGGGCCAAUAAAGAGGUGUGA